Messenger RNA from Guillardia theta CCMP2712, 903 nucleotides. RefSeq lists its product as hypothetical. NCBI's taxonomy places the organism in Eukaryota, Cryptophyceae, Pyrenomonadales, Geminigeraceae. Gene Ontology annotation, biological process: proteolysis. The record is from RefSeq and is a predicted model, not a curated record. Gene Ontology annotation, molecular function: metalloaminopeptidase activity. The coding region runs from base 1 to 903 and encodes 300 amino acids. The transcript is spliced from 14 exons.
AUGGAGGCCAUCUUGCUGGACAAGGCUAACAGCAUCCGAAAGGCAGCUGAAGUCCACCGGCGUGUGAGGAGAUAUGCGCAACAAGAGCUGAUCAAACCGGGGGUCAAACUGAUCGACAUCUGCGAGAAGCUCGAGAACGCUACAAGGACCUACCUUGAGGCAGACAAGGGCAAGGCAGGCACCAAGGCUGGCAUCGGAUUCCCCACUGGCGUCUCUUUGAACAACUGUGCAGCACAUUACACCUCCAACCCUGGAGACAAGACUGUGCUGAAAUAUGAUGAUGUUCUCAAGCUUGACUUCGGUACGCACGUCAACGGCUUCAUCGUUGACUCAGCGUUCACAUGGGCUCCGAAUGAUAAAUAUGAAACAUUGCUGGAGGCUGUAAAAGACGCAACAUACACGGGGAUCAAGGAAGCGGGAAUCGAUGUGAGAUUAUGCGAUGUCGGGGAGGCAAUUCAGGAAGUUAUGGAAUCAUACGAGUGUGUCAUUGAUGGAAAGACGCAGGGUCACAGCAUUGAGCCUUAUCGCAUUCAUGCCGGCAAGUCAGUGCCUAUCGUGGCCGGUGGCCCAUCGACAAGGAUGGAGGAAGGGGAAGUUUACGCCAUUGAGACCUUUGGCACCACGGGGAGCGGAUACGUGCGGGAGAUCAAGAUGCCUCGUGCAGCGAAGUUGAAGUCCUUCAUCGAGAAACAUUUCAAGACACUCCCCUUCUGCCCAAGAUACCUCGAAUGGGCGGGACAGAAAGACUACAUGCCUGCUCUCCGACAUCUUGUAGAGUCAGGAGUAGUUGAGGACUAUCCACCUCUGUACGAUACCCGCGGGUCGUACGUGGCACAGUACGAGCACACAAUUUUGUUACGGCCAACAUGCAAGGAGAUAGUAUCGCAGGGAGAUGAUUGGUGA